Musca domestica (house fly) is the source of this 428-nucleotide messenger RNA. Its product is annotated as sarcotoxin-1B. The transcript is spliced from 2 exons. Gene Ontology annotation, cellular component: extracellular region. Gene Ontology annotation, biological process: antibacterial humoral response; defense response to Gram-negative bacterium; defense response to Gram-positive bacterium. The coding region runs from base 91 to 285 and encodes 64 amino acids. NCBI's taxonomy places the organism in Eukaryota, Metazoa, Arthropoda, Insecta, Diptera, Muscidae. The record is from RefSeq and is a predicted model, not a curated record.
GCUCACGAGAUCGUCAUCAGUUUGCUAUCAAACUUAAAACAAACUAAAGCUUAAACACAACACAUAAUCACAAAAUUAAAAACCAUCAUCAUGAACUUCAACAAAAUGCUUGUCUUUGUUGCCUUGGUAUUGGCUGUCUUUGUUGGCCAUAGUGAAGCGGGAUGGCUGAAAAAGAUUGGCAAGAAAAUUGAACGUGUCGGACAACAUACCCGUGAUGCCACUAUUCAAGCCAUUGGCGUUGCCCAGCAAGCGGCAAAUGUAGCUGCAACAUUGAAGGGGAAAUGAGAGACCUCCUACAUACUUUUAAAAGAGAACUGAUAGAAUAAGAUAAUGUAAAUUAUGUUUAAAUUAUUUAUUAAAAUUGAAAAAUAUUGAAAAAAACAUAAAGACGUUUUUAAAUAUAAUCCUCUUAUAUUUUUUAAUAUUCA